This is a messenger RNA of Mus pahari (shrew mouse), 1189 nucleotides long. It is a transcript of the gene Ensa, whose product is annotated as endosulfine alpha. Gene Ontology annotation, molecular function: protein phosphatase inhibitor activity. Bases 141 to 506 code for a protein of 121 amino acids. The record is from RefSeq and is a predicted model, not a curated record. Lineage: Eukaryota; Metazoa; Chordata; Mammalia; Rodentia; Muridae. The transcript is spliced from 4 exons. Gene Ontology annotation, cellular component: cytoplasm.
ACGGGCUUGAGCCGCCAUUUUGACUGAGCAACCAUAGUGACAGGAGCCGGAGCAGCAGCUCAGGUUGUCCCCGUUUCCCCUCCCCCUUCCCUUUUCCGGCUGACUUCCCGGGCCCUGCAUUACACAGUCCCGGUUCUGCCAUGUCCCAGAAACAAGAAGAAGAAAACCCUGCGGAGGAGACCGGCGAGGAGAAGCAGGAUACACAGGAGAAAGAAGGGAUUCUCCCUGAGAAAGCUGAGGAGGCAAAGCUAAAGGCCAAAUAUCCAAGCCUAGGACAAAAGCCUGGAGGCUCCGACUUCCUCAUGAAGAGACUCCAGAAAGGGCAAAAGUACUUUGACUCAGGAGACUACAACAUGGCCAAAGCCAAGAUGAAGAACAAGCAGCUGCCAAGUGCAGGAGCAGACAAGAACCUGGUGACCGGUGACCACAUCCCCACCCCACAGGACCUGCCCCAGAGAAAGUCCUCGCUCGUCACCAGCAAGCUUGCGGGUGGCCAAGUUGAGUGAUGCUUCCUGGGCUCCACCAGACCGUGAGACGCUGCCCACUCAGGUCCUGUGCUGGCUCCUGCCCCUCCCUGCUUUUGUAGCCAGGGGUCAGGAGGUGGCCCGGGUGCAGGCUAGAGAGGCAGAGAACCUGCCCACUGGUGUCCCAGCACAUGGAGCCCCUUGGGCUGAGCACCAAGACCUUGAACUUUUUGUUUUGUUUUGUUUUACCUUUUUUUCCAAAUAACUGUUGGAAGAAAACUCAUUGAGAUCCCAAGGGUGGGGUUGAAAGGGUGGAGUGAAGAUGUGGGGGAGUGAGUGAGGGUUUAUGACCGAUAAAAGUUUCCUACCCUUCUCCUGAACCACAGGGUUGCUGUGAAUGACUGUAGGGUGAAGGGAUUGACAGUGGACCAUGGUAAGGGGUUCAGGUUCAGCUCUGAAGAGAGAAACCCUCUUUGACUAUGACUAGUGACCUAGUGUCAGAGAAAAGGGGUUGUGUUCUUUAAAGCAGACAAGGUCUCUCUGGUUCUGCAGAACAAGUUGAGGAUUCAGUAUAAAGUGUUCCUUUAAAAAAAAAAUGCUGUCCUUGAAAUAGGCUUGCUGUGUGAAGAAGGGCAGUGAGUGGUGGGGCCCCACAGAGCCCUGGGGAAUUUUUUCAGUAUUUAAAAUAAAACAACAAAAAAUACCCAUGGAAAAAACCAAAACUA